This is a messenger RNA of Lolium perenne, 1101 nucleotides long. RefSeq lists its product as uncharacterized. The record is from RefSeq and is a predicted model, not a curated record. NCBI's taxonomy places the organism in Eukaryota, Viridiplantae, Streptophyta, Magnoliopsida, Poales, Poaceae.
AUGGCGACAUCAGCGAACCACCAGACGAGCAUCUUGCAGUUCGUCAUCGCCCUCGCCUACGCCACCACCACCACCUCUUCCUCUUCGUCCACGAACGCCUCGUCGUCGCCAUACUUCCCACCCGAGCUGAUCCCGUUGAUCGCCAGCUACCUGACGACCCUCCAUGGCUUCUUCGCCCUCCGGGCCGCCUGCCGUACCUACCGGGCUCUCCUCCCGACGUCACCGGCCAACCUCGCCUCCCAGUGCCCGUUACUCCUCGUCACCCACAAGGCCUCCGUAUCGGAAGCGCUCUUCCACGCCCCCCUCCGCCGCCUCCUCCGCUUCCGCCUCCCCUGCACGCGGCUAGAUGGCCGCGACCCCUCCUACACCCGCUUCUACUCCUUUGGCUGGCGCGUCGCCAUCGAAGACCGCAACGCCCACGGCAGGCACCGAGACCUACGCAUCUGCCACCUCCUCACAGGCGAGCGAGCCCGCCUCCCUGCCCACCCAAAUGAGUUCAAAGGAGUCAUCUUUUCCGGCGACCUCGUCAUCACCUUCGACCUACGGAGCCACGUCCUCCACUACUGCCGCAUUGGGGAUGCUAAGUGGCGAGCCGCGUUGUGCGAUGAAGACUACAGGAUUUACAACUUGAUGUUCGUGAAAGGCACCCUCUAUGCGCUGAUCUAUCCAAAUUACCGCCUCGCCGUCGUCGAGCUCCACAACAAUUCGAUGGAAUUGUCGUUUUUGGGAGACAAAUCGAGUGCACGGACAGUUCAGAAGAGUACGAUGUCCUGGCUCGCAGAGUGCCGCGGUGAGCUGUUGCUUGUUGUCCCUGUGCAGUGCUCUCCACCGGUUUACCAUGUUUUCUGCUGGCAAUCCGAGGAGAGGAAGUGGGCAAGGACUACUAACCUUGGUGGAUGCAGCUUGUUCUUCAAUAGACAUCAGUUUGCAGGUUGGCUUGGUCCAGAUCAUCCCGCAGUUAGAAGGGACUGCAUGUACUUCACUUGCUUAUAUGGGGAGUGGGGCAAGUAUUCUUUGGUUGAUGGAUAUUGGCAUGAACGUGUUGUCGACUACCCAGGGCUUGGGUCACCACUGGCUUGGGUCCUUCCAAGCAUUGGCUGA